This is a messenger RNA of Neurospora tetrasperma FGSC 2508, 691 nucleotides long. RefSeq lists its product as uncharacterized. The transcript has 6 exons. Lineage: Eukaryota; Fungi; Ascomycota; Sordariomycetes; Sordariales; Sordariaceae. Bases 146 to 691 code for a protein of 181 amino acids. The record is from RefSeq and is a predicted model, not a curated record.
GAAGAUGAGAUGGGGGUCAUCAUCCAUGUACCCAGAACUGUCUGUGUAGGGCGCGAAAAGAUACCGAUGGGUGCGUGGCUUGUUUCAGAUCCAUGCCUUCUUGUCGGUAAUAGGUGGCAGCCAGGCCUAGUUUUCCCUGUCUUGGAUGAUCCGGAUUCCAGGCCGAUGGUGGUCUAAGCUUAAGAAUUGGAUGUUGAAAAGGAUGCUUCGCGGUAGUAGGAUGGUCAGCUUGAGACCUAACCCAGCAAAGCAAGCCCCGGUCUCUCAGCAUCGGAAGUGCAAAACCAGGACGGACAUGGCGACGCGUGUGUCGGCGCUAGAAGCGGAGAUUGAAGAAGACAAAAUUUGGAGUAAGGAUUACGCUAGUGCUGUGAGCGGGUUAGCAGUCUCGUUGCGGUCGGAACAAGGAGGUAGCGUAAGCCUCUUUUGGUUCAGUGGCUUGAUGCUGGCCCAGCCCAUGUCGUCAACUGGACUCGAGUGGGCAAGAACUUGGGUGGACUCCAAGGACCGGCAGGGGAAACCCCGUCUUGCCGACUGCAGAUUGUGGAUGCGGGGAUUCGGAGACGACUGCGAUUCGUUGGCCGGGCUGGUGGUGUUGAGCCACAAGCCGACGUUGGAGAGGUUGUUGGAGAGGGAACGAAUGACUGAGUCGAGAGAAAGGAACAAGGAGAUUGUGUGCGGGUUGGCGUAA